Messenger RNA from Colletotrichum higginsianum IMI 349063, 1452 nucleotides. Its product is annotated as Histone acetyl transferase HAT1. Gene Ontology annotation, biological process: subtelomeric heterochromatin formation. The record is from RefSeq and is a predicted model, not a curated record. The transcript has 3 exons. Gene Ontology annotation, molecular function: histone H4 acetyltransferase activity; histone binding. The coding region runs from base 1 to 1452 and encodes 483 amino acids. Lineage: Eukaryota; Fungi; Ascomycota; Sordariomycetes; Glomerellales; Glomerellaceae. Gene Ontology annotation, cellular component: nucleus.
AUGGCUGAGACUGAUGAGUGGUCGGCGAACGCCACCGAGUCACUCAACAUUAGCCUGAUCGCUCCUGCUCUUGGGGCCACGAAGACGAUUGCUUCCUUUAAUCCUAGGUUCACCUACUCCAUCUUCGGCGACGAUGAGCGCAUUUUUGGAUACAAGGACCUCAAGAUCGACCUGCGCUAUCGCACCUUUGACAUGCGACCGAACGUCAAGGUGUUCUACGGCAAGAAGUUUCAGUCUGUUGGCGAGACGGAGGCUGCGGAUGUCGAUGCUAUACUGAAGGAGCACCUGCCGCUAGUCGCCUUCCAGUCUGCACGCGAAUUUAACUCGGGUGCCCAGAGCCAACCUGACGGCUGGACCCCUCCUGGCGCCCUCCAUUCUAGCUUUGAGGCCCAGGAUGGUACAUACGAGGUAUGGAAGGGUAGCCUCGCGGACCCUGCUGUUCGCCAGAUCGUCACCCGCGUCGAGGCUCUCGUUCCCAUGUUCAUUGAGGGAGGUUCAUACAUCUCUCGCGAGACAAACAACGAAGAGGACCCCUGGAAGGUCCCCGAGGACGCCAACAGGUGGACUGUCUUCUUCCUCUAUCGCAAACAAGCGUCGGCAGAGAUGAGCGACAAGCCCUCAUACACCUUCGUCGGCUACGCGACUGUCUACCGCUUCUUUUGCUUCCGCCCGCCGACCCCUCCUUCAUCCGAAUGGGAUCUGCCAAAGGAGGAGUUUGACCUGCUUGAGGAGCUGCCCUGCCGCUCGCGGCUUUCCCAGUUCCUUGUCCUGCCGCCCUUCCAGGGCAAGGGCAUUGGUGCUCGUCUGUAUAAAACCAUCUUUGAGCAUUACUACAACAAACCGCAGACCUUAGAGCUGACCGUAGAGGAUCCCAACGAGGCCUUUGACGACAUGCGCGACCUGGCCGACCUGACGUUCCUGCGAUCGCUGCCGGAGUUCGGCAACGUCAAGAUCAACACCAGCAUCGCCCUCCCCAAACCUCCCAGCGGCACCGUCCCCAAGGAUCUGGUCGACCAAGAGCUUCUUGGAACACUGCGCCAGAAGACAAAGAUUGUAGAGCGUCAGUUUAAGCGCCUGGUCGAGAUGCAGACCAUGUCUCAGCUGCCCGCGUCUGUGAAGGUUGGAUUUGGCGAGGAGCAGAGGGCCAGGCCGACAAAAGAGGAGAGCCAUCACUACCGCCUGUGGCAACUGUUCGUCAAGCAGCGCCUGUACCGUCAGAAUGCCGACGUUCUUGGCCAGUUGGACCAGUCGGAGCGUUUGGAGAAGCUUAACGAGGCCCUGAGCAGCGUCGAGCUUGAGUACGCCAGACUGCUCGACUGGCACGCUCGCUGGGAGAAGAACGUGGCGGCUGCCUCUGCUGCCGGCGCCGAGGGCACUGGCAGCAAGCGCAAGUCGGUAGACAGCGCCGAGGACCAGGGUGCGAGCAAAAAAGUCCGUAUCGAGGAUGCCUAG